Messenger RNA from Eleginops maclovinus (Patagonian blennie), 8285 nucleotides. RefSeq names its product proteoglycan 4-like. The record is from RefSeq and is a predicted model, not a curated record. Bases 3000 to 7082 code for a protein of 1360 amino acids. NCBI's taxonomy places the organism in Eukaryota, Metazoa, Chordata, Actinopteri, Perciformes, Eleginopidae. Gene Ontology annotation, cellular component: nucleus; chromatin. The transcript has 10 exons. Gene Ontology annotation, molecular function: protein-lysine-acetyltransferase activity. Gene Ontology annotation, biological process: mitotic sister chromatid cohesion.
GUACAGUUAAUUUUUAGUCACAGGAAAAAAAAAAAAACAGCUGUUGUUGAAAAAGAAAACAUCGAAGAGAGUUUCAUUGACGGAUGUCUUGGCUUUAUCUUUUCGCACACAUAAAUAAAAAUGCCUGCCCCAAAGAGAGGGUCAUCUCCUGAUGGUACUCAGCCCAAGAUAAGGAAGUUGGAUCAGGAUGAGGAUGAUCUGCAAUCCACAACUACACCAGCUACAAAUAACACAGCAGCAGACUCUCGGAAUAUACCAGCCAAGUCAUCCAUACAGAGUUCCCCCCCAAAGCAUUCCAGCAAAACCAUUUCUGACCCCCCUGUCAAAAAAGCCAAGCCCCUAAACGCCACAAGUGCCUCCUGCGGAGAAGCUCUGUCACAGAAAGCUAACUCCAAUGCUUCACUGAAGCGAACAGCCUCCACUGAGUCUGAGGAUGAACUAAGUAGUGAUAGUGGUAAGACUGACCCUUUCAGAGAGAGGUAUGAUGGCGACAAGGCACGCUGCAUCAGACAAUAUUCUAAUCGAUUCAAAGCUAAGCGCAAGGCUGAAGAGUCAACGUCUGACCCACAGGAGACAAGCCAAGGGUCACCGUCUGCUAGUGAUGACCCCGUUCAGAUGGAACACAAUUAUGGUAGAUUUUCAGAUUCAAGUAUGGAAGAGAUUAAUCAGGAGGAGAAAAAAGAAUCUGCACCGUCUGUCACUGAACUAGAUGUAAUGUCAGUUAAUGCAACACAAGCAGAAUCAAAAGAAAGUUUCGUCGCUGGAAGUGCAAAGGCUAGCAUUGAUUUUGAGUGCCCAGCCGAUCAAAUGAAACGUGAGGAAUUAAAAAAUGUAGACGGCCAAAAGCUCAAUGAUAAUAAAGCACCAGCAUCAUGUAGAGAAAGCUUAGACUCUGUCACUGCAACAGCUGAAGGGCUGGUUUGCAUCACAUCUGAGGGAGGGGGGAAUGAAAAGAUGGACAUCAAUAACCAAACGUAUAUAGAUAAUGAAAUAGUUGUAGUGGCAGUGGAAACAUGUUGUAGUACUGAAGAGGCAAAUCCAGGCAGUGAAGUGGAAGAGCAGGUAGUGGAAAGGAUGAACUCGGCUGAUAAAAGUCAAACAGAUGUGAUCAGUGAAACUGAAACAAAGGAGGCCUCAGAGUCUGUUUCUAAGGAUAAAUUGGAUAUAAAAUGUAAAAGUAAGGAUGAAGGGCAGGAAGCCAGUGCCUCUGCAGACCAUAUUGAUGUAGCAGAUAAAGCGUUAUCAAAUGAAACAAACGUGGAAGGAGGUGUUAAUCCUGAGACUAAGAAAAAUCUAACAGAGUCUGUUGGCAAUCCAGACACUCAAACAGACCUCAGUGUCAAAAUUCAAGUUACUUUCAAAGAGGAAUCUAACAUCAUUCAUCAAGUGAGCCAUGAAGUGCCAGAUACAAUUACCAACUCGUGUGAGGAUGUGGACAAACUAGCCCGAAAUUCUGAAGAAAAGCUUAGGGACAGUGAAAGAAAAGGAGUCGAGUUCCUGUCGACUCAGACUGUUGCUGGUCCUGGGUCCUUUGCUGAACAUCGGAGCCAUGAAGCGAUAGACAAGACGACAGAGAGCUGUACUGAAAUACUGACGUCAAAUUGUGAGGCUGUUCCCGAGCAAAAUCAAAGCGAGGUGCUGUCUGAGUGUGUCACAGACUUGGAGGGACGUAUUGACAUGGAGACAAAGAUAGCAGAGGAGACAGUUGAGUCAGCACCUAAAGAGGAUACACUAAACAGGGAGAAAAAUGGAGGUAAUGACCAUGUGACACAAUUACCAGCUGUAGUCGAAGAUACUGCAGAGACAAGGAUAGAAAGGGAGAACAACUAUGAGGAGAUUUCCAAUGAAGCCGCUACAAUGGAAAUCCAAAUCCAAAAGAGGCAGGACGCAAGUGAACACAUUCCAGAUGUAUCUACAGAAUUAAACAAGGAUUGUGUUUCUAAUUCUGAAAUAAUGGAAAUUGAUGCCAACCAGAACUUUGAAUGCAGUAGUGGACCUGAGAGACAGACUACAACGGCAUCACAGAUUCUUAAUCCUGCAUCUUCAGUGGAAGUACAAAGUCAGGAGAGGCCAAGAGACAGUGAACGCACCGCAGACAUGUCUGAUAAAACCCAGGAACAUCCGGUUGCAAACUGCCAGGAAGCCAAAGAUGAAGGCAGGAUUGAUGCUGAAUCUGUAGGUGCUGCUGAGAAUAGAAUAGAGGUGGAAAUGCAGACAAUAGCGGCACCAGAAGAGACGUCUAUCAUUGCACCUACAGUGGAUAUGCAAAGCCAGGAAGUCACUGAACUGACCACAGCCAUGUCUGCUAAACUGCACGAGGAUCAAGAGGUAGAAAAUGUGGGAAAUCCAGCUCCUGGGGUUGAAAGCAUAAUAGAAGUGGACAUGCAGGCUACAUCAUCUGAGGAGAUAAUUGACAAAGCACAUGCACUGGAAAUACAAAGUCAGAAUGAAGUGAAUAUCAAGGCUGCAGCAACAUCAAUGGAGAUUUCUAACAUAGCAGAAACACACGCCCAGGUGUGCCAAGCCGUCUUUGAACCUGUAACAGACAUCUCUGAGAAAGCUCUUCAGACUCCUGAGAUGAAUGGGAAUGAAAACAAGGUUACAACAGUGUGUGUGAAUCAAAGAGAAAUUGAUUUGCCGACCACAACAACACGAGAGGAGACUUCUGAUCCCUCAACUGAAGCGGAGGCACAGAAUGAGAGAGGUCAGGAGGUCAACACACUCACAACACAGGUCAGCGUUGCUAAAGUUUUUAGUGAAGAAAACAAGGUUAUCACCGUGUGUGUGGAUGCCACUGAUCAUCGUAUAGAAGUGGAUCUGCAAGCGACGACAGCGGUGGAAUUUCGAAUCAACCUCCUUCACUGGAAACACAAAGCAAGGGGAGCCCAGAGGUCAAUGAAUUCCACUCUGACGAAAGGGAUCUAGUGACUGCAUGUUGUGAGAGUAAAGAAAAGGAAAAUGCGGUUAAUGCUGAAUGUGUGGAUGUUACAGAGGUUCAAAUGAAUAUGGAAACUCCUAAAACACCGGAAGAUAUUUGUCAUGCCGCACCUACCAUGGAGGAGCAGAACCAUAGGAUUGGGGAAGUGGAUGAACCCACUAUGGCCUUAUCAAAUGAUAACCAACCUCCUCCUUUGCCCGAGAGUGGGGAUAAUGCAGACAUGGAGACAAAGCCGAAUAUCCAAGGGAACAUGGAGGUUGUAUCACCAGGUAGGGUCGGUGAUAUUGAAGGAGAAGGAACUGGAAGCAAUGAAGUAAUAGUGUUUGUGCGUGGGCAACCGGAUGGCGCUGAUAUUGUAAUUCCAGCAUCGGAAGAGCCAAUUGACACGGUUAAUCAGUCAGAUGUUGAGAUUCAUGAAAACCAGAUCGUGUACGAGCCCAUUAGUAGUCCAGAAAGUAGUGAUGACAGAGAGAUUUCCACAGCGUCAGAGAACCACGAUGGUGUGUCUUCACUGGACAGACAGCACACUGGAUCUCCAAUGGAAGGAGAUGUAUCAACUAACAACAGUUGUAGCCAGCAGCUGGAGAAAGAGGAAGACCUCCAGCAACAGAUGUGUGUCCCAGACAGUCAAGAUGUUGAAGUGCCAGAGAGUUGUGUUCCUGCACAUUCGGAGGAGAGUAACAUGAACGUGGAUGAGAAACAAGUGGCAGUGAUCAGCUCCAGCGAUGACAUCAGCCGGCCAGAUGGCCAGUCGGAGGAUGCUACGCAACAGAGAGAAAGCAACGGGUAUGCAGAUUGUGCCGCAGAGGUUUCUGAACAGGAGCAGGAGGUGGCAGACGUCACAGUGACGACAACUACAGCCACCACUAAAAUUGAAAUACCAGACAGUACAUCUGAGGAGUUUGUGAUCAUACAACCAAUCGCAAUAGGUGAAAUCCCCUACGACAUUGUGACUCAAGCAGCGGCUGAAUCGGGUCUGUCUGACUCUCUUUCAGAGCAGGUGAAUGCUGAUGGGGAUAUGGAGAAUGAAAGGAUUUUAAAUGGUUCCCAACAAACUGACUUCCUACAGGCAAAAGAGCAGCAAUGUCCCACAGCUGAUGAGAUCAAAGUGACAAAUUCAAGUGAGGUUGUAGAUCAGGAGAUGACAGACGGAAGUGUCGAAGUUCUUCAGAAUUCUGACCACAGCAAGCCCCCGACAUCUGACUCGAUGGAUGUUAAUACCUCAGAGAUUGAGACUGCAAACCUCCACGCUCAAGUCACGAAUGUAGACUGCCAUGCACUGACAAUAGAAAACGCUGAGGCUAAUUUGGACUUACAAGAAGUGCAGAUUCUGCAGGAUAUCGAGAUCGGACGUGAGAUUGUAGUAGCAGAGGAAGAGAAUGAAGAAGAUGGUGACAUCACAAUAAUAGAGAAAGGCCAGGAGACACCUGAGGAAGACCCUCCUAAAAAGUCUGAGGAGAAAACUAAAGAUGAGACUUGUGGGACCAGCUUGAAGCAAAACACAAAUGAAAAGACUAUAGAUGACAAAAAGGGAAAGGGGGCAGAAAAACCCAAGAAGCAAGAAAUGAACACCCAGGCCAGAACCAAAGCCCGUCUGGCUGCUCUGGCUGAGCAAAAGGCUGCGGCCUCUAAGAGAACUGCAAACAGACAGCAGCUCAACCUCUUAGCUUUGUGUCAUGAGAUAGCAGAGGACAUCGCUACGGACAGCAUGCUGCUAAAGAGGAUAGAAGAAGAAAAACUAGUGGCGGUGGCGGCGGCGGCGGCAGCAGCUGAAGCCGCAUCCAAGAGUGCAACCAGCAAGAAGGAAAGCCCCCCUGUUACCACGCAGGAGGCAGACCCUGCUGUUGUUGCAACUCUUGCAGGACCAGAGGAGAGCUCUGCUUCAGUGACACCUGCUGAGGAGGCCCCUGCAGCCAAGCCCUCAACAGAGGAUUCAGCUGAGGCUAAACCCGCUGCAGAGCCCGUCGCAAAGCCUCCCGCAGAAGCUCCAAAGAGGCGUUUCUUUGUCACGCAGAUUUCCGUGCCACUGAAAGCCCAUGAGAAGAAGAAGCUGACCAGAUAUCAGAGGCUGAGACAGGUGGAGCUGCAGAGAGAGAAAAUGUCCUGGGCACGUGUAAAGAAACUGAAGUCCGACCAAGCAAACCAGAUGUUUUCAGACAUGGAUUGGCAAGCCCCCAUGUCUGCCUCGUUCCCAUUCUCAGUGAGUCCUGUCACCACAGCUCCUCCCCCUGCAGCCAGUCCACCCGAAUCGCCUCUCCCAAGUCCCGCCUCAACUAGCAAACCUGCAACACUCAAGGUAGAAGAAGUCCCUAAGGCUUUCACUCCCAAAGCUGAACCCAGUAAGACUGAACCCACUAAAACAGAAACGCCCAAAACCGAACCACCAGAAGCUGAAGCCUCCAAAACUGCGACUCCUAGCGCUGGAACCCGUAAAUCUACAAGGCAAACUAAGGCUCUGACUCCGAAAGAAACCCCUUCCCCGGGGCCCACCCCUAAAGUGACCCGAUCAGCAGCAAAGAGGACACUCCCAGCAGUACCCCCUCCCAUGCCUAAUGGAGUUAAAGCUCAAAAACAGAAGCCCGUUGAGUACAAGCCGUACAGGCCUCGGCCAAAGUAUUCCUUCGAUGAUUUUGAACUAGAUGACGACCCGUUACCAGGAGCAACAAAAAAGCCUAGCCUUCAGACAAGGCCCAUGCAUCCGAUGCGACCCAAUGUCCAGUCCAACCCCGCAGCUCAACUUAAACCCACAGGUCAGUCACAUCUUGCAAACCAGGCAAGACUCAGAGCUGGACAGAUCCCAGGUCAGCCGAGGCCAGCCGGUUCCACAGCUCCACAGUUAAAGCCUGCAGUUGCAACAACCCCCCAGUCAAAGGCCACAGCUACUGCCGCAGCUUCUUUAAAACAGCCUUUAGUUAAAGCUCAGUUAAAGCCUCCUGUCAUGACGGCCCCCCAGUCAAAGACUGUCACAGCUCCAGGUCAGUCCAAGCCCGCUGUUUCGCCUCAGUUAAAACCUGCUGGCAUUGUGAGUGCUCCGCUCAGGCCGACGGCAGCACCUCAGGCUGCAGGAUCAACCACACCUGAGACAAAGCCUGCUCCUCCUAAGGCCGACGUUGGUUCAAUGCCCCAGAAAACCCCAAAUACACCGUCAUCAGGAGAUGGCAAAUGCAAGGAGACAGCUGAUCCCACCUCUUCCCUACCCACUAAAGAUGGCUCUAAAGUGAAGUGUGAGGAAAAGCCUGCAGUGGCUGGUGUGGAUCCUCCUCCUGAGAAUAAGGCACAAUCGGUCAAGAAAGAGUCAUCGGAAAAACCUCAAGAAGGAGCAGCAGAGACCCGGGAUGGCAGGACUCCUCUCUCUGACGCCUGCCUGCAGAAAGAAGUCAAGAAACUAAAGGAGGCUGACAAAGACGGAACCCAGACCAUCAUUGAUGCAGGACAGAAGCAUUUUGGAGCGGUGGCCUGCAGCGUGUGUGGGAUGCUCUACUCGGCUGCCAACCCUGAAGACGAAUCUCAGCAUUUACUCUUCCACAACCAGUUCAUCAGCGCUGUUAAAUACGUGGGAUGGAAAAAAGAGAGGAUCCUGGCAGAGUAUCCCGAUGGCAAGAUCAUUCUCGUCCUGCCUGAUGAUCCCAAAUAUGCUCUGAAGAAGGUGGAGGAGAUCAGAGAGAUGGUGGACAAUGACCUGGGCUUCCAGCAGGUGGAGACCAAGUGUCCCUCUCAGACCAAGACCUUCCUCUUCAUCUCCAAUGAUAAGAAAGUGGGUGGAUGCCUUAUAGCCGAGCACAUACAGGAGGGAUACAGGGUGAUCGAGGAGCCAGGACCGGAGGGCUCAGAGGGAGAGAAGGUGAUGUUUGAGCGUCAGAGAGCGUGGUGCUGCUCCACGACAGCAGAGCCGGCCAUCUGUGGCAUCAGCCGCAUCUGGGUGGUGAACAUGAUGAGACGCAAGGGCAUCGCCUCCCGCAUGCUCGAGUGCCUCAGGAACAACUUCGUGUACGGUUCGUACCUGAGCAAAGACGAGAUCGCUUUCUCCGACCCCACACCCGACGGGAAACUCUUCGCCACACAUUACUUUUCCACGUCUCAGUUUUUGGUUUAUAACUUUGUGAGUGGAACACGCUCAUCCCAGCCAAAAACUGACGCAGUAUGACAGUCUCCAGGAAAAAGGUAACGAUGGAUUACACCGAGACGCCCGCGGAGCAACGGGACGCAUCGUCACUAAACAGCGUCUGAUCCAGAUUUGCAAAAUUACAAAAAAACAAAACUGUAAAUAACUCCUUGGAGAGGACACACAUUGGUUUAAAUCUCAGGAUGAAAACAACAAAGUGUUGUUAAUCAUUUUUAUUAACUCGCCCUUUAAUCCCUCCCCGAAUGGUAUUUUGAAAAAUGAGAGUAUUUUCUUCAUACAUUUUUAAGUACACAAUUGGUUUUAUUAGAAGGAUAGAGUUUACAUGCAUGACCUGACAGCAAUAGAAAACAAAGAGCCUUUCAUUGAUGUUUUCCUUUUAAUUCCUGCGAGGUCAAACAGGUGCAUUUUAAAUAAAACGGUUGUUUUAGAGUUUUGUCCUUUAUUCAGUUUAAAUGAUUUUUAACUGCAUAAUGUAGUCUACUCCAUCUCUUCACAGCUCACCGUGAUGCUGCCGUCAUCUCAAGUGGUUUUAAGAGGCAGCGAUAAUGCUACUGGCCGGUUACAUUUCUCUUCUUUCCACAUCAGUCACACUGAUCUCACUGUUUUUAUUCAAACAUUUCAAACUGAUCAUCCUAAAGAGAUGUGGGUGAAAGCUGUAGCUAGGGCAUUACUUGUGUUCUAUCAUUUUCUUAGAUCACCAUGCCUGAACGGUUUAGUUUUCCGAGCUGAGCCAUAUACUGUACACCGUUUAGCAGGGCAUUGUAGCCUAAAACUGUAUGAGUGACGUCUUUUAAUUUCACCGAAGCUGUCUAUUGCUUUCUCUGUGCCUGAAUGAAUAAUGUGUGACUUAAAAUUAGUUUUUUUCCAGCUUUUUAUUGCGUUAAUGUAGAGUAUCAUUCUCCUUUUACCUUUAGUAAAAACGAUUAAAAAUGUAUAUCAAAUGAUCAUGUAGAGUUAUGCAUACUAUAACGACAUUUAUAAUGGAUGUGUUCAGCCUUUAUGACUACAAACAGGAACAUUUGCUCAGUGAUCAACUCCAGCGGUGGAGAUGAACCUCGGCCUCCCUACACAGAUUUACAGUAUCGUCGUACUCCAUCCCUUGUUUUUUUUCUUUUUCCUACUUGUUAAAGCUUUUAGAAAAAUGUGUCAUGUGAGAAAAAGAUAUUUGAUUUAUACGAAGCUGUUAUGUAAAUAUUUAUUUAAAUAAUAAACGAUUUAAAACAA